This is a messenger RNA of Esox lucius (northern pike), 3556 nucleotides long. It is a transcript of the gene wscd1b, whose product is annotated as WSC domain containing 1b. Lineage: Eukaryota; Metazoa; Chordata; Actinopteri; Esociformes; Esocidae. Bases 489 to 2234 code for a protein of 581 amino acids. The record is from RefSeq and is a predicted model, not a curated record. The transcript is spliced from 9 exons.
AGCGGAAACACGACGGAAACGUCGUGACUACACAUACACGGCUAUACUAGUUGGUGCUAGGAUAUAAGAGAAUGUUCUUAAUCGAAGAGUAGACUACGUGGGUGAAAGAUUCGACCCUGUUUCUGAAUGCUUUCGGCAUGGUAAUACGCAAUUUUGAUCGGUCCAAUAAAAGGAAACUCCUGGCUUCCAGGGCAGGCUGGCUGUUCUGUUGCCUUGGAGAUUACUGUAAAGGUCAUCACUGCUGUGACACAUCAGAGAGAUCUGAUUACACGGUGGUCCUUUUGGUCUCCAGUCCAGAGGCAUGGCUAUGAACCAUGGGAAAUAUUUAAAAUCUGACAGCCUGGUUGCCUACCUACCAUGUGAUUAGACUGGACUUAUGGAGCCUUGGGAAGAUUCUACUGUGGUCCUAAUGAAGCUGUAGAUCCGUUGUUCUUUCUCUGGAAUGGUGGCUCUCUAGGGGUCAGAGAGCCUACAGCUGGACUGUGGGGAUGGCCACGCCCCUGUACAGGCUGCGUGGCUUCCUGCGACGGGCUCAGAUUGUCUUCCUCUUCCUGGGGAUUGCCCACCUGAUGGCAGGGAGUAUCCUACUGCUGCAGCGCUCCGGCCUGACCCUCAAGGCAGCCCUGGUGCCAGGGGCUGCCGGCCGCCCUCCUCUCCCAGCACUGGCGGCGCCUCCCACAGCUUUGAGGGUCUCGGCCGGCCUGGGCAUGAGGGCACGCUCAAGAUGGGCGGCCAACCAGGGCGUGUCGGGCGGCGGAGGGAGCAUCAAGACGGGGCGAAGCUGGCCUGUGUCCCGGCGCCUGGGGAUCAAGCGUCCGCACCACGGCUGGUCCCACAGUCUCGUGCCAGACACACAGGAGAAGAGGGGCCCUCGCAAAAGCAACACAAGGCACAAAGGGACCUACAUUGGCUGCUUCAUGCAUGAUGCCAAUGAACGAGCCCUGGGGGGGACGGUGCUGUAUGACCAGCGCAAAAUGACCAGGUCUUUGUGUCAAGACACCUGUUCAGAAAGUGGGUACCGGUUUGCAGGUCUGGAGUACGGAGCAGACUGUCACUGUGGUAACCGCAUCAGCAGCCCGCGGGCCCAGGAGGAGGACUGUAGCCUGGUCUGUAGGGGUGAGAGGGGAGCCCAUUGUGGGGGUGUGGGCCGCCUCUCCAUCUACCAGGUGGAAGAACAGCUUCCAGGACAAAGGAAAUUCAGAAACGUCCGCUACAGUGGCUGCUUCAAGGUGCUGAAGAACACCACCAACAUCUUCCCCUAUUACUCCCUCCAGCCAAACUCCACAUCGCAGUCCUGCAUUGAGACCUGCACAGAUAAGGAGCUCCCGCUGGCCGUGUUGCGACGGCCACACUGUUACUGUGCACGGGCCUCGUCCCUGUUUAGACUGAACCAACGCCUGCCACCAGGCCAGCCAUGUCUGCAGACCAAUGGCACAGUGUACACAGGCGCCUCCAUCUCCACAACCCUGUCGGAUCAGUACUACUACAGGGUUUACCAGACACCUGUGCUUGAUUCCAGGUGCAAAGAAAGAACAUUUCUGCCCGAGAAGUCCCCUUGUCUUGUGGCUCUCUCAAGUUUCCCCGGAGCUGGCAAUACCUGGGUACGCCACCUGAUUGAAUUAGUGACAGGAUACUAUACUGGCAGCUUCUACUUUGAUGGCACGCUUUAUAACAGAGGUUUUAAAGGGGAGAAAGACUACUGGAGGAGUGGACGCAGCAUCUGUGUGAAGACCCAUGAGAGUGGGAAGAGAGAGAUGGAAAUGUUUGACUCCGCCAUCCUGCUGAUACGUAACCCAUACCACUCCCUCAUGGCAGAGUUCAACAGGAAGUGUGCUGGACACCUGGGCUAUGCCACAGACGCGCAGUGGAGGAGCAAAGAGUGGCCAGAAUUUGUUGACAGCUACGCCCCCUGGUGGGCGUCCCAUGCACUGAGCUGGUUGCAUUUCGGCCGUCGCCUGCUUGUGGUGCACUACGAGGACCUGCAAAGAGCACUCUUCCCCCAGCUCCGCCUACUUACCUCCUUCCUCAAUGCCAGUGUGACGGAGGAAAGGCUGAUGUGUGCUGAGAGCAACCAGGACGGCUACUUCAAACGCUCAGGCGGGGCCCAGCGGCCUUCCUUUGACCCUUUUACAGCAGAGAUGAGGAGAACCAUUGACUCAUACAUUCACACAGUGGACAAGGCCCUGAAGGACAAUAACUACAGUGGCCUGCCGCACAAUUACAUGCCUAGAUGAUCUUUGUAAGCUGAUCCUCUCUAGAGCAAAGAAAGGACACAGAAACAAAUGAAGGGGGAGGGGGAAGGUGUAAUCCCCUGCGACCACUUGAAAGAUAUUAGACCAGUCAAGGCAGGUAGCUCAUCUUUAUUUGAUCAGCCCCGUUGUUGUGUUUUCGUUACGUGAAACUGACUCAAACUAUGACAGGUGAGAGGAUUUUUAGAUUUUCAGAAGAAUGGCUCAGAGAGAAAGUACCUGUAUGAACACACCUAUGAGCAAUUUUUUGAAAAGUCUGAGAUGUUCAUUGCACUGUUCAUGACUGCAGAGGAUUUUGGAGAUCCAUCUCAAUGUUAGUGAGAACAAUCAGUGUCGCUAAGACAAAACCAUGACUGAGCAUUACAGACUCUGAUGAAAAGCCUUAUGGACAGAUUCUCUACUGGGAGUAAAAAGGCUCAUCCACUCUUGUGAUUUGUCAUUGGGAGUAUGGUGCAAGAGCCUGCCUGCACAAACAGUUCAAGCAUGUCUUGUGGACUGAGGCCUUUAACUUCUAUUGUAAUCUCUAGGUACUUAUGUACUUUAAUUACGUUUUUACUGGCAGAGGUUAAAGAGAUAACAAGACAUUACUGGUUACAUUGUGACUUGCAGACAGAUUUUAAGUUGGUCGUUGGAGCAGUUUGUAAGUGCCUUCCAUUCAAACUAAAUCAAAGUGACAUUGUACUGGGUGAACAGGCUUUUUGUAACACCAUGUACCAAAUGUUGUACAAAUUGAGGUUGUGAAUCUUUGUCAGAGUUUUGUAAUGUUUAUAAGAGGAGGGUGUUUAUCUUGACAAUAGGACACUUUAAUGCAAGAGGUACCCAAACUAUAAUUAAGAAUUGCAUGCCUUAUGUUUUCUGUUAGUGCAAACAAGUCAACACAUUAGAAAAGUUAUGGAGAGUAAUCUUUUAGAAGAUAAACAAACACACAAACAAACAGUUGGUCAUAAUUGUCAUUCUAAUGGGUUGUUCAAUGCAAACAGACAGGAGUAGUGAAUCUGUGUAGGUAUAAUAGUGAAUAAGUGAUGAAACAUAAGAAACACAAAAAAGAAAAGUAAUGCAUUUCCAUAGUGAUGUCACCUCUAAGCUUGGGAAGAACUCCAUAAAAAAUCCUCAUCUAUACCAUCAAACCAUCUUUCCGUGAAACGUUGUUGGUAGGAGGCAGGAAACAGGUGCAGGGAGAACAGAGGACUUCACAUAAUAAGUUCUAAGUGGAAACCAAACUAAAAAAAGACAUCAAUCAAUGAAUCAACUGCAUUCAUUAUAUCAAGCCCUUUUUACAUCAGCAGUUGUCACAAAGUGCUUUUACA